CAGAGUCCACAUUGGAUCACAUGGUGCCUUGGAGAUAGUAAAAUUGCAAGUGGAAUGGCAUCCUGCAAGAACACUUGCUCUUGCUUUCCACUGUCAAAUGUCGCUGCGGUGCUAGCAAUAGCGGUGCUAGUCUUGGCGGCGCCGGCGGCGGCCGCCGUCCCCGACGCGUCCGAGUCCGUGCAUCUCGAGGCGUUGCUGGCGUUCAAGGAGGCCGUCACCGCCGACCCGAACGGCACGCUGUCCAGCUGGACGGUGGGGACAGGCAAUGGCCGCGGCGGUGGCGGUGGCUUCCCGCCGCACUGCAAUUGGACCGGCGUGGCCUGCGACGGCGCCGGCCACGUCACGUCCAUCGAGCUCGCAGAGACUGGGCUCCGGGGCACGCUCACGCCGUUCUUGGGCAACAUCACGACGCUCCGGAUGCUCGACCUCACGUCGAACCGCUUCGGCGGCGCCAUCCCGCCGCAGCUCGGGCGCCUUGACGAGCUCAAGGGACUCGGCCUCGGCGACAACAGCUUCACCGGCGCCAUCCCUCCGGAGCUCGGUGAACUCGGGAGCCUACAGGUGCUGGACCUCAGCAACAACACGCUCGGCGGUGGCAUCCCAAGCCGCCUCUGCAACUGCUCGGCGAUGACACAGUUCAGCGUCUUCAACAACGACCUCACCGGCGCAGUCCCAGACUGCAUUGGUGAUCUGGUCAAUCUGAACGAGUUGAUACUCUCCCUCAACAACCUUGACGGCGAGCUGCCGCCGUCCUUCGCGAAGCUCACGCAGCUGGAGACCUUGGACCUCAGCAGCAACCAGCUCUCCGGCCCGAUCCCUUCGUGGAUUGGCAACUUCUCGAGUCUCAAUAUUGUCCACAUGUUUGAGAACCAGUUCUCCGGCGCCAUCCCGCCGGAGCUUGGCCGGUGCAAGAACCUGACCACGCUCAACAUGUACAGCAACCGCCUCACUGGUGCGAUUCCAAGCGAGCUCGGGGAACUCACCAACCUCAAGGUGCUGCUCUUAUACAGCAACGCGCUCUCGUCGGAGAUUCCCCGCUCGCUUGGGCGAUGCACGUCGCUGCUUUCGCUCGUGCUGUCCAAGAACCAGUUCACUGGGACCAUCCCGACCGAGCUUGGCAAGCUACGGUCGCUUCGGAAACUGAUGCUCCACGCCAACAAGCUCACCGGAACGGUGCCGGCAUCGCUGAUGGAUCUCGUCAACCUGACAUACCUGAGUUUCAGUGACAAUUCCCUCUCGGGCCCUCUUCCGGCGAAUAUUGGAUCACUUCAGAAUCUUCAAGUGCUAAAUAUUGACACCAACUCGCUCUCUGGCCCAAUUCCGGCGAGCAUUACCAACUGCACUUCGCUGUAUAACGCGAGCAUGGCGUUCAACGAGUUCUCCGGGCCUUUGCCUGCCGGCCUUGGCCAACUACAGAACCUCAACUUCUUGUCCUUGGGGGACAACAAGCUGUCCGGUGACAUACCGGAAGACCUUUUCGACUGCAGCAACCUCAGGACGCUAGACCUGGCUUGGAACAGCUUCACCGGCAGCCUGAGCCCUCGCGUCGGCAGGCUUAGCGAGCUCAUCUUGCUGCAGUUGCAGUUUAAUGCUCUAUCCGGGGAGAUACCGGAGGAGAUCGGCAACCUGACGAAGCUCAUCACCCUGCCGCUCGAGGGAAACCGCUUUGCCGGGCGCGUCCCGAAGAGCAUCUCCAACAUGUCGUCCCUGCAGGGGCUCAGGCUGCAGCACAACAGCCUAGAAGGCACGCUGCCCGACGAGAUCUUUGGGCUCCGGCAGCUCACUAUCCUCAGCGUCGCGUCGAACAGGUUCGUAGGCCCGAUCCCCGACGCCGUGUCCAACCUCCGGUCUCUCUCCUUCCUCGACAUGUCGAACAAUGCGCUGAACGGCACGGUCCCUGCGGCGGUGGGAAACCUCGGCCAACUCCUCAUGCUGGACCUGUCCCACAACCGCCUCGCCGGCGCCAUCCCCGGCGCGGUGAUCGCGAAAUUAAGCACCCUGCAGAUGUACCUCAACCUGUCGAACAACAUGUUCACGGGCCCGAUACCGGCCGAGAUCGGCGGCCUCGCGAUGGUCCAGUCCAUCGAUCUGUCCAACAACCGGUUAUCCGGUGGUUUCCCGGCGACGCUAGCCAGGUGCAAGAACCUCUACUCGCUCGACCUCUCCGCCAACAACCUCACCGUUGCCCUGCCUGCCGACCUCUUCCCUCAGCUCGACGUCCUCACAAGCCUGAACAUCUCCGGCAACGAGCUAGACGGCGACAUCCCUUCAAACAUCGGUGCACUGAAAAACAUACAGACGCUGGACGCGUCACGGAACGCGUUCACCGGGGCCAUACCGGCGGCGCUGGCGAACCUGACCAGUCUGAGGUCUCUGAACCUCUCCUCGAACCAACUCGAGGGUCCCGUGCCGGACUCCGGCGUGUUCUCCAACCUGAGCAUGUCGAGCCUGCAGGGCAAUGCUGGCCUCUGCGGCGGGAAGCUUCUCGCUCCCUGCCACCACGCCGGAAAGAAGGGGUUCUCGAGGACAGGGCUCGUGGUCCUAGUGGUGCUGCUGGUGCUGGCGGUGCUGUUGCUAUUGCUGCUUGUGACGAUUCUCUUUCUUGGCUACCGGAGGUACAAGAAGAAGGGAGGCUCUACCCGUGCAACCGGUUUCUCGGAGGACUUCGUCGUGCCGGAGCUGAGGAAGUUCACUUACAGCGAGCUGGAGGCUGCCACCGGCUCGUUCGACGAAGGCAACGUCAUCGGUAGCAGCAACCUGAGCACGGUCUACAAGGGCGUCCUCGUCGAGCCCGACGGGAAGGUGGUCGCCGUGAAGCGCCUCAACCUGGCGCAGUUCCCGGCCAAGUCCGACAAGUGCUUCCUCACCGAGCUCGCGACUCUGAGCCGCCUGAGGCACAAGAACCUGGUGCGCGUGGUCGGGUACGCGUGCGAGCCCGGCAAGAUCAAGGCUCUGGUCCUGGAUUUCAUGGACAACGGCGACCUCGACGGCGAGAUACACGGCACGGGGAGGGACGCGCAGCGGUGGACGGUCCCGGAGCGGCUGCGCGCGUGCGUCUCGGUGGCGCACGGGGUGGUGUACCUGCACACCGGGUACGACUUCCCCGUCGUGCACUGCGACGUCAAGCCGUCGAACGUUCUCCUGGACAGCGACUGGGAGGCACGCGUCAGCGACUUCGGCACGGCGAGGAUGCUGGGCGUCCAUCUGACGGACGCCGCCGCGCAGUCGGCGACGUCGUCGGCGUUCCGGGGCACCGUCGGGUACAUGGCGCCAGAAUUUGCGUACAUGAGGACGGUGUCGCCGAAGGCAGACGUGUUCAGCUUCGGCGUCCUGAUGAUGGAGCUCUUCACCAAGCGACGCCCGACCGGGACGAUCGAGGAGAAUGGCGUGCCACUGACACUGCAGCAGUACGUGGACAACGCGAUCUCCAGGGGCCUCGACGGGGUGCUCGACGUCCUGGACCCGGACAUGAAGGUGGUCACCGAGGGCGAACUGUCCACGGCGGUGGACGUGCUGAGCUUGGCCCUGUCGUGCGCCGCGUUCGAGCCGGCGGACCGGCCUGACAUGGACAGCGUGCUUUCAACCUUGCUGAAGAUGAGCAAGGUGUGUGGAGGAGAUUAGAUGCCUGCUGCAAAACACGAACUGAAAUUCGUGCAGCAGCAUCUAAUCAAGCAAAUAGGGAGAAACCCUGCCGCACGGACGGGACGCCAAAAUGUCACAGAUUUGGCUGCUCAUGUUUGCACGUGUAAUGCUAAUCUGUUCAGUGUCAGCAUAGAGCUAGAUUCCAGCCUACAAUAAUAUAGGGACUUUUAUGUGCCCUAUGAAUGGUUCACUGAGAUCAGUCUCGCCCAUGCUGCCUGACGGUAUGGGCAUGAAGUGGUAGCAGAAGUCCUGCUUUUGACUCUUCAUUUUCAGUGCCGCAACAUACUACCUGCAGACGCAGAAGAAUGGAAGCUGAAAGAUUCGGCCAAGUUGUGGUGGCAGGAUAUAUUAUUCA
Sorghum bicolor (sorghum) is the source of this 3997-nucleotide messenger RNA. RefSeq names its product LRR receptor-like serine/threonine-protein kinase FLS2. Gene Ontology annotation, molecular function: ATP binding; protein kinase activity; protein binding. The record is from RefSeq and is a predicted model, not a curated record. The coding region runs from base 55 to 3621 and encodes 1188 amino acids. Gene Ontology annotation, biological process: protein phosphorylation. Lineage: Eukaryota; Viridiplantae; Streptophyta; Magnoliopsida; Poales; Poaceae. The transcript has 2 exons.